This is a messenger RNA of Fonsecaea multimorphosa CBS 102226, 3315 nucleotides long. RefSeq lists its product as uncharacterized. Gene Ontology annotation, biological process: negative regulation of fatty acid biosynthetic process. Gene Ontology annotation, cellular component: Cul4-RING E3 ubiquitin ligase complex; cytoplasm. Gene Ontology annotation, molecular function: protein binding. The record is from RefSeq and is a predicted model, not a curated record. NCBI's taxonomy places the organism in Eukaryota, Fungi, Ascomycota, Eurotiomycetes, Chaetothyriales, Herpotrichiellaceae. The coding region runs from base 1 to 3315 and encodes 1104 amino acids. The transcript has 4 exons.
AUGGACGAAAAGUUUGACGUGCGGCUGCUGAAGCGAGCUUUGGGCGAAACGAGAAGAAAUCGGUCCGUCAAAACUCUGUAUGGGGAUAAGUCGUGGGUGGAGGAUUUGGAUAUUGUCAAUGAGCUUGGAGCUCACACCGGCUGCGUCAAUGCUCUGUGUUGGUCGACAGGUGGCAACCUUCUGGCUUCAGGCUCCGACGAUACCUACCUCAACAUCUGGGAUUACAAUCCGCCUGGAAGUACCAGACCCUUCUCGCUGAACACGAGUGUGAGCACUGGUCACCAUGCAAACAUUUUCUCAGUCAAGUUCAUGCCCCACACGGCCGAUCGCACCGUCGUCACUUGCGCCGGAGACUCCGAGGUUCGCGUCUUCGACCUUGAGUAUGGCGGAGCUGCAACCCAGAAUAGCUCAGGCGACGCAGGGACAAGGAGCCGGAGGUUUAACAAGUUCUUUCAGAACGCGAGGUGGCUGAAUGAAGGGAACACAAACUGUCGGGUAUACCGAAGCCAUUCGGACCGCGCAAAGAGAAUAGUGACCGAAUCCAGUCCAUACCUGUUCUUGACAUGCUCUGAGGAUGGCGAAGUGCGUCAAUGGGAUCUCAGACUGCCGUCCUCAGCAUAUCCUGUGCCUCGGGGAUCUCGUCGGUACGCACGAUUGCACCAGGGAACCGAGACCGAUAGCGGUGACGCCCCUCCCCCCCUCAUCUCCUACAAGAAAUAUGGCCUCGAUUUGAACAGCAUCUCCUGCGCACCCAGUCAGCCACAGUAUAUUGCGCUCGGUGGGGCUCAUCUGCAUUGCUUCCUGCACGACAGGCGUAUGCUGGGUCGAGAUCUGGACUCUGAGAAGGGUCAGCCUGCCACCCGGAAGCCUGCCGUGGGAUCGUUCGAAGAUGUGGCCAUGGCCGAAGCAACCAGAUGUGUUAGACGAUUUGCCCCCAAUAACAAGCGCAAGAUGGGAUCACGCGAUCAUGGUCACAUCACGGCCUGUAAGAUCAGUGAUGCCAAUCCCAAUGACCUCAUAGCCUCUUGGUCUGGAGAUCAUAUCUACAGCUUUGAUAUUGUCAAGUCGCCCGACGCGAGGGAAGCUGAUGCUCGAGCCAACGAGGAAUUCCAGGCCACCCGGCUCAGAAAUCUCUCUGACCGCAAGAGGAAAAGGGGAAAAGCAAACGCCUCUUCCAGCAGUCUUGGGGAUGCAGCCAAUCCCAGCAGGCGUCUAAGGAGGGUUCCAGACGAUCGCCCAGAAAACGGCCACACUGCUCUCCGAGCGAGGCUUGCUGAUGGAGAAACUGAGCUUAUCCCUAUUCCAUCAAGUGUGUCCGAACCUGCAGCUGAGUCACCUUCAGCUCAUGAGCUUCUGCUCUCAGAAGCUCAGAGAUCAAGCCUACGAGUGGCAAGAGCACUCAUUCAACUUCGCAAGACCUUGUUUGACUUUUCUGCUUCGUUAGGCGCUGACGUUCCUGCCACCAUGGAGGAGUCUCCAGAAUUGACACCCCAUACAGCGGCAUUUACUAGUGCCCUUGGCCAGUGUGCUUCCCUACUUCCUCAAAUGGACGAGGUCAUCCGUACUUGGUCAUAUCCAAUAAACCCGAGUGAGGAGGACGUGAUUCUGCAAAACGCCUUGAGGAGAAAUCGACAGUCGAGCUGGCGAUUCGUGCAAGCUGCCGGUUGCUUGGCCCGCAUCCUCGGCGGUCGUUUGCAAAGUCUCAGUUCCGCCCCUGACGUUCGGCUUGCGCAGUUCGACCAGGUCAAACCUGCUGCUCACGAAGGUAAGAACAUCCGCAAAGAGUCGAGAUUUUGCUACGACUUCCUGAAGGCGAUUCUUCUCUGGUUGGAUGGUGGGCAGUCUGCAGUGUUGCAAGGAUUCAAGCGGCCACCCAAUGUGAGUGCCGAGAGUCCUCGAUUCCCUCUUGAUGAAGAGGACACCAUACAGAACUUUGUGCCCAAAUUGGAAGCCUACCUCUUGGACCUCGCAGAUGAUGACACACCGAUCGUCGACCUCGAAACAAAUCGUUUCGAGCGAGACGAGACUCGUCAUGUUUUCCAGAGUCAGAGGUCGGCUGUGCUGGCCUUUACGAGAGCUCUUGGCAAUAUUGAGUUGGUGGCGAGCCAAGGCAUGUCUGAGACUCGGGCCAACCCUUCGAGCCCCGCCACGACAAUACGUGUAAUGGAUAAGGGCGCGGCGGCGAGAUUCUGGGGGGUCAAGGUAGGCCGCUCCUUGCUCAUGCAUGCUGCGGAGGGUGUCACCUUCGAGUUUGUGAAUCUAGCGUUCGGGGGAUUAAGACUUCAGUCAGCUGGUUCCGAUAUUGAAGGAGAACGGUCACAGGAAGACAUCGACCCGGACGAAGAGGAACGAAUUGUCGAAGCCAUUGAUCUUGUGAGAGUUCACCCCGAAGAGUCCUCAACGGAUUCGCCCCAAACCGCUCGCGAGACUACUGAAGGAUCCAGCCAGGCCGAUGUUGAAAUGGGCACGCCUUUUACGGUCCACAUCGAGGAUGCGGACGAAGACGAAGACGACGACAACAACGAGAACGAAGAUUCUGAUUCGGAAGCCACAGGAUCCGACGAAGACGACGAGGAUGGGGAUGCUCCGGAACGCAUGAUCUUUCGAAGACGGUUGGGAUUUGCCCGGUACCGUGAACGAAGUUCUGUGAAUCUCCAGGUGCCCUACUCGUCACAUACCAAGAUUUACAGGGGCCAUUGCAACACACGUACGGUUAAAGACGUGAAUUACUAUGGUAUGAAUGAUGAGUUCGUCGUCAGCGGCUCUGAUGAUGGGCAUUUCUUCAUUUGGGAUAGGAAGACCUGCCGGAUCCUGAAUAUCUUGGAAGGGGACGGCGAAGUUGUCAAUGUGGUUCAGGGUCAUCCAUACGAGCCUAUGAUUGCCUGCAGUGGCAUUGACAGCACAGUCAAAAUCUUCGGUCCCGGAGGCGACAGUCGAGAACGUGAGGCGGCAGAGAAAGGGAUCGACAUUGCCAAUCCCGGCGGAAGUGUGCAUUCCUCGCUCAGGUUCGGGGGUCGACGAAGCCGACGCGCUCGAGGCGGGGGUGACGACGAUAGCGAUGAGGGUGAAGAUGGCACCGAAGCCGUGUCUUCUAGUGGGCUCAGAAGUCGUCGGGCAAUGCAUCGCAGUUACGAGAUCAUCAGUCAAAACGACGUGGAGCGGAGGCGCAGUGCAGGAGACACCUUUGUCACGGAGGGGAUGCUCGCUAGAUUCGCAUUGGCGAUUCAAAGAGGCCAGAUGCCGGGAGAUGCAGGGCUAGGUGCUGAGGGGGCAGUCCGCACCAUAAUGGUCGAUGACAAUUGUCUGGUUAUGUGA